AUGUUAGGCAACCCAGAGAUGUUCAGUCUUCAGGUUACUAUAUCAACCUUGAAACAUGGAUACGAUCUGCUACUGAGCGCCACGAACGCGACAGAACCUUCUAUAAUACGAGUAUUUGGAAUUGCCAUGCAGCGAAGAUCUCGGGAGCAGCUUCUCCUCCACUUGCGUUGGCUUCUUGGGCCUGGAAUACUCGAACUCGGUCGACUAUGCAAGGCCACCUUUUACAGUAGCGACGCGGCGGUGCUUUGUAAUGCGGACGAAGUCGCAAACCUUGUGCAACAGGGAAGCAUUCGAAGCAUAGGCAACGACGUGAUUGAGCUCUCCACCGAUAGCCGGAACGUGGUGGGAUCAGUGGGUGUGAAACCUCUUGGUACGGGUCCAGGUUCUUUCCACUCACUCUCGAAAGAAGGCAACUCUUGGAAGGAAAGCAACAACCACCAAGGGACAACACAAACAAUCCGAAUCUCAAUGAGUCUUCUCCUCCGUAAUCUAGCGCAUGCCGGAUUUUGUCUCAUCACAGGGCCUGCAUUUACGAUGCAACACCUUGAAAAAGCCAUUAAUGCCUCAGUUAUUUAG
Molecule: messenger RNA, 576 nt
Organism: Fusarium redolens
Lineage: Eukaryota; Fungi; Ascomycota; Sordariomycetes; Hypocreales; Nectriaceae
Exons: 1
Coding region: 1-576 (191 amino acids)
Source: RefSeq, a predicted model, not a curated record